Messenger RNA from Alosa alosa (allis shad), 629 nucleotides. It is a transcript of the gene ncbp2as2, whose product is annotated as protein NCBP2AS2. The transcript is spliced from 2 exons. Lineage: Eukaryota; Metazoa; Chordata; Actinopteri; Clupeiformes; Clupeidae. The record is from RefSeq and is a predicted model, not a curated record. The coding region runs from base 130 to 447 and encodes 105 amino acids.
UCUAGAGGGCAGUACAUUGUGUUUGUGCUGCUCACCGUACUUCCGUUGUCAGUAAGUGAUGAAGAAGUCAGGUGGAUUUCGGAAUUGUCGAUAGAAGACCUUGACAUUUCCUCAACAAAUGAGUUCGCCAUGGUGCUGCGACGCCUCUUGUAUGCGUUGAUUAACAACGCACAACUGGUGGAGAAACUGUCCGAGUCUCGACCCAUCCGACGGGCGGCUCAGAUCACGGCCUUUGCCAUUACCAAGGCCCAAAUUGCAGGGAAAGAUGCCACGAACAAGUUAAUGAAGUCAGACACACUACGGCAAAUUAAAGAAGAAACGGGGAGAGUACCAAGGGAUGUUGGAGAGAUGGGACGGAGAGCAGGGCGCAUUCGAGACAGCUUCAUGAAGGAAGUGAAGGAAGGAAUGAGAGAUGCGUCCAGACAAAUAAAAGACAGAGACAAAUGACAAUGCCAAUCUCGGCAAUGGGCUAUAGCUCAGGAAGCGGUUAUUUUUAUGAGAAAUCACCUUUGUUACUGUUGCCAGCUGUAGGCUACUGUCAUUAUACCACAAGUGGACUUUUGUCAAAUUGACGUUUUGUGAAUAUGGAUCGGAUAACUAAUAAACUAUCUGAAAUAGACAGUCACGAA